Molecule: messenger RNA, 1318 nt
Organism: Thamnophis sirtalis
Lineage: Eukaryota; Metazoa; Chordata; Lepidosauria; Squamata; Natricidae
Gene: RAB7B
Product: RAB7B, member RAS oncogene family
Biological process (GO): endosome to lysosome transport; phagosome-lysosome fusion
Cellular component (GO): late endosome; lysosome; phagocytic vesicle
Molecular function (GO): GTP binding; GTPase activity
Source: RefSeq, a predicted model, not a curated record
AAAACAGAUCCCAACAAAGAAAGCGCGUGUUUGGAAGAGCUGCUGGGAGGUAGGAUCCUGCCCCAAACUUUCGGUUGAGUUUCGUUUCGUUCCGAUUCGGAUUUUUCCCGAUCGCUUUUGGGAGCGGAGAACUCGGAGGUGUUGUUCCGAAGUUUCCCGGGGGACCAGCCUUUUUACACAAGCUGGCAGAAAAACUUCAAAUCCAGCAGAAGCGACACCAGUCCCAUUCAUGGGUCCAAGUAAAAGAGUGGAUUUGAAAAUCGUAAUCAUUGGAGCUUUGGGUGUAGGAAAAACCUCUCUUCUCCAUCAGUAUAUUCACAAGAGAUUUUAUGAAGACUAUCGCAGCACCCUGGGAGCUAGUGUUUUGUCCAAAGUUAUGGAAAUAGACCACACACCACUGAAAUUGCAGAUUUGGGACACUGGAGGCCAGGAACGAUUCCGGUCUAUUGUGUCCACUUUCUACAAAGGUUCGGAUGGUUGCAUGCUGGCUUUUGAUGUCACAGAUAUGGAUUCUUUCGAGACCUUGGAUGUUUGGAGGAAAGAUUUUCUUCAGAAAGUCAACUCUACAGAGCAAGGCUUCCCAAUGGUUGUGCUGGGGAACAAAAUUGAUCUGAAAGAUCGACAAGUGUCCAAAGAGGUGGCUUUGUCCUGGUGCAAGGAGAAGGAUAUAGCAUAUUUUGAAGUUAGUGCUAAAAAUGAUAUUAAUGUGGUGCAAGCUUUUGAGAUCCUGACAAGGCAAGCACUAUCAAGAUAUCAAGGGGUGAUUGAGAACUACCUAACCGAAUCUAUAAAGCUCAGUCCGGAAGAUCAGCCCACAACCAAAUGUUGCUGACAUCCCAUUUGGAAUGAUUGACAUUUGGAUACAGUCUGAAAGUUGGCACAUGGAACAGCUGCUGCUCCUGGGGAAUGCUGCCCAUCAGGGUAAAAGAUGAACUGAUAUAACAAUAUUGCCCUCUGGCAUCCCAGCAAAGAUGAAACAGACUGCUUAACACAGAGACAUUUAGGAAUCAGCAUCAAGUAUUGAGAAAAUAGUUACCAAGCUGAAAGAUUUAUGACCGUACUGUAUCAGUCAGACCUUUCUCAGAUGCCACUUUGAAGUUCAGAUUUAUGUUCCAGUACACUCCAUGGAAUGACCUGAUCUCAUAUUGAAAUUGACUCCUAGAUUUUGUCAUGUUCUUUUGGUAAAACCAUAGAAGAUAAUAUCUGGUCCAGUUUGAUGUUUUCUAGAUACAGCUUAAUUCCCAGAUGUGCUGAAGGUGCUAGAGUGAGUUGGGGAAAGCUGAUCUACAUAGUUCAGACUCAAGCUACUUAAAUUAUA